AUAACCUACGCAAAUGAUACUCUUUAUUUUUCAACAAACGUAUGUGAUAUUUUCGUCUUGUUUCGAUGCUCUGCGUUUGCUCCGCCACUCGCCCCACCGUGUGUGCUUCGUGCUGCUGUCAGUGUAUUAGAGUUUAGGAAGCCUCGUCGUUUUAUGUAAAGUUGUUUCUUUUCAUACGUUUCUUUUUUCGUUUUAUUGUUACGAUGGAAACUGCAACUAUAAAGUCACGGCCCUUGCACAACUUAAACCGCUGCCGUUCACCUGAAUACGAUUCCGGCUACAACAGUUUGCGUCCGAAACGUGUUGGAUCACGCUUUACCCGCAUUCACCGCUUAAGCUUUUGUCCUCCGCUGAUACCCAUCAAACUAGACCAAGGAGAAAAAGAAGCAAAGCAAAAGCAAAGAGCAGAAGAAACGUUAGAGCCGCAAAAAAAUAAGCCCGACGAAGAAGGGGAGGAGGUUGCAGUACAGCGACCUUGGAAUUUGAGGCCGAGGAAGAUGGUGAUGGUGGAGACGUCCGCGGCGGCAGCGACAACGGUGCCGCCAGAAAAGACUACUGAAACAGCGGCCCCGAAGUCAACUAGAUCAAGGGUUUCGGCUGAAAACGGAGGGGUUGUAGAAAAGAAAGAGAAAAGAAAGUUUCGUAUAGCUAUAUCGAAGGAUGAAAUUGAAGAAGAUAUCUUUGCCUUGACAGGAGCAAGGCCCGCUAGAAGGCCCAAAAAAAGGCCCAAGAACAUCGAGAAACAGCUUGAUAAUGUUUUUCCUGGGUUAUGGCUAGUUGGCUUGACGCCUGAAGCUUACCGUAUCGUUGAUGCUGCUCCUAACAAGAAAUAGACCUGCUUUUAGAUCCUUAAAACAUUAUCAGAUACAAAGGGGAUGAUAAUGGUGUUGAGGAAUUUGGAAAUUUAGGAGCUUUGUAGGGUAUGCCCCAUUGAGACCUCAAAAUGUUUUUUUGAGGCAUGAUGAAAAUAUGUAAAGAAAAAUGGGAAUUAUGAAAAAAUAUUUAUUUUAUUCUCAUAAGUUAUAAGCGAUAAGAUUAUAAAUUGCUGUUCAGACUGGUAGCCCUUUAUAAGAGAGAGUUUGUUUCAAGUGCUCUUCAUUUCAGCUUGCUGAAAGAGUUACAAUUACGGUAAAAAAAAUUUUGUUUUGGUUACAAA
This is a messenger RNA of Gossypium arboreum, 1156 nucleotides long. RefSeq lists its product as uncharacterized. The transcript has 4 exons. The record is from RefSeq and is a predicted model, not a curated record. NCBI's taxonomy places the organism in Eukaryota, Viridiplantae, Streptophyta, Magnoliopsida, Malvales, Malvaceae. The coding region runs from base 204 to 833 and encodes 209 amino acids.